Messenger RNA from Galendromus occidentalis (western predatory mite), 2491 nucleotides. Its product is annotated as adiponectin receptor protein 1. Gene Ontology annotation, cellular component: plasma membrane. Gene Ontology annotation, molecular function: signaling receptor activity. Bases 864 to 2369 code for a protein of 501 amino acids. Gene Ontology annotation, biological process: adiponectin-activated signaling pathway. The record is from RefSeq and is a predicted model, not a curated record. Lineage: Eukaryota; Metazoa; Arthropoda; Arachnida; Mesostigmata; Phytoseiidae. The transcript has 2 exons.
GGUGGUUUCUUCGCUUCCUGUCUUCUAGGUUCAGAAGCAUUGCAUUUGCAGCCGUUUCUGUCGCUGCCGCCGUUGGGAGAGAAGGAAGAACAGCAUCGUUGUUGCUGCUGCCAGCUGCGCCGACGACGACGACCAGCCGACAUUGAUCGUGCUGCCGUUCGUAUAUUGGUGUCGUUGUUCCAGUGAUUCUAGUGUUGGUGUGGCUCCGGUGAUCGCCUGCAUGUUUCUCGGUCCUACGUUUUCAACGAGCAGCAGCUCUUAUCGAGCCGAGUGAGGGAAGUCGGCGAUCGACGGCGGAAAUCGGCAGCUACCUCGUUCGGUGGCUCUCACUGGGUCGCUCGAGUGGUGGUCGUCCGCCGCUCGCCCGUCCUUCCGUCCGUCCAUCCGUCAAGUCAGUGAGUGAGGUAGAACGUCUGCUACUGCACUGCUCGACUGUGAUGUUGAUAGUGGUCGAAUUCUCGGAGUGAAGGAGGGCGCGCAGAAGAACCGCAGAGAAGAUUCUAGCUCGGAGUUUCAACUCGAACACCUGGAGCUUUCCAGCGUUUGAAAGUUCACAUCGUGUUCCUAAGAGAGACAUUCUUUAGUGGAGCCCUUUACCGUGUCGACCGUUCCCGCUAAGCGACCAGACAUUCGUUAACAUUUGAGCGGUCAGCUGCGGAGAGGAAUUCGAACAGCUGCAGCCAUCGGUGGAAUCUCAUCUCUGAGUAGUCGGUUGACGACGAAAUUAUAAGACCGCGGGGUUUCUGUUCCGACGGUAAUUCAGUUUCGAUCGGGAGCCACGGUCCGCCAAUCAGUAGUCGGCCCGUCAGUCAGUCGCUUGGUCGCUCGACAGUCAUUCGAACCUGGGUGCUCGACUGUUGCCAAUGGCUCCGACGAAAAUCGCCAAAAGACCAGGGCUGACCCCAUGGGAUGAGAUUCUUCCGAAAAAAUUCGUGGAAUUCGAGAUUCGACGGCGCCUGAAGUCGAUCAGGAAAUGCAUCUACGUCCCCAGUCUCAGCAGCAUCGACGAGCUCGUUCCUACGACCAACUUUAUGUCGGAACUCGGAAAUAUUGCGGAAUUCAUGUAUUCCAUGGGGAAGAGCGUUAUGUCGAGAGACGAAGCAGAAAAAGUGACGGUGGCGACGCUCGACGGGAGGACUACCACCGAUAAGCAGCGCAAAGCUCCGACGGGAGACGACAACACAUCUGUGAUGAGCUCGGACGACGAAGGAAUUGUGGAUACCCUGUCCUCAAUGAGAAGACAUCAACAUCGAACUCUCGAUACGCUAACAGUGUUGAGUCGCAGAAAACUGGCUUCGGUAUCGUCGAGGACCGUUGCGGAUGGCUUUCUCGCCGACCAAGAAGACAAUGACGUCGACGACGACGACGAGAGCAGCGGAUUCUACUCGGAUGGUUCGGAGUACGCGCCGUGCAUGCCGAACGUCAAGAGUCGCGCGUUCCGACCCCGAAGCCAGUCGGGACUCUAUCUGCACUCGCAGCUCCCGAUGUGGCUCAAGAACAAUGAGUUCAUCGUCGGUGGACACCGACCGCCAGCCUAUAGUUACAAAGCCUGCCUCCGAUCUGUGAUUCACUUACAUAGCGAAACGGGUAACAUUUGGAGUCACGGACUGGGAGCUCUCGGUUUCGCGAUGUACGCAAUCUAUUUCUUUUCGGCGGACGUGAUCCCUCACAUGAAUAUUUACGAUCGUUUGGCAUUUGGUGUUUUUUUUCUUUCCGCCAUCGGCUGCAUGGGUAUGUCGGCUAUUUAUCACACGCUAGCGUGCCACUCCAACCGAGUGUGCUCCAUAACGUGUAAGCUGGACUUCACCGGGAUCACAAUUCUGAUCUUCGGAUCGUUCUACCCGUGGUUGUACUAUACGUUCUACGACCAGCCGGCGUUGCGGUGUCUCUACGGCCUUCUAGGGACUGUCAGCGCGUUAGCGACGAUAAAAAUGAAUCUGAACGAUAGCUUCGCUCAUGCCGAGUAUCGAGGCGUUAGGUCGGCCGUGUACAUAUCGUACGCAAUGAUUUGCGGCGUUCUACCCGUUGUUCAUUUCUCGAUGAUCUACGGAGUGGAAACUCUCUACAACGAGCACCAUCUUCUGCGGUUCGCGUGCAUGGUAAUCUCAUAUGUGGUUGGGGCGCUCUUCUACUCUAUUCGUAUUCCGGAAAAGUACUGGCCGGGAAAGUUCGACUACGCUGGACAUAGUCAUCAAAUCAUGCACAUCUGUGUCGUUUUUGGAAAUCUCGCCCACUACUGGGGCUGCCACGGCCUAGCCUACCGGCGGCACGUUUUGAUGGCCACAGACUGCAGCCAAACCUCGAUGUACUCAACACUGGAGCCCUUCAUCAGCAUGUCGUACGUCCAUAUCAUGAAUUUCUUCAACUGAACAGUGUGGUGUAUCGGAGCGAUGCGCACCACCCUAAUCGGCAGCAACUCCAAACGACCACUCAUGCAUUUCGGACUCGCACAUCAUCCAUUCCGUGGUCGAACCACCGACACGAAUUCGCU